This is a messenger RNA of Pelobates fuscus (common spadefoot toad), 2367 nucleotides long. RefSeq names its product non-compact myelin associated protein (gene NCMAP). The record is from RefSeq and is a predicted model, not a curated record. The transcript is spliced from 4 exons. Gene Ontology annotation, biological process: regulation of myelination. Bases 403 to 714 code for a protein of 103 amino acids. NCBI's taxonomy places the organism in Eukaryota, Metazoa, Chordata, Amphibia, Anura, Pelobatidae. Gene Ontology annotation, molecular function: structural constituent of myelin sheath. Gene Ontology annotation, cellular component: Schmidt-Lanterman incisure; plasma membrane; paranode region of axon.
UUAUGGCAAUUAUCCAGAGGGAGGUAGGAGUAGAAUCAGCCUUCUGUCUGCAGCUACUGAUUUACAGAACACACAGUGGACAGGAGUGAAGGAGGAGGAGAGAGAUUAAGAAAGAAAAAAGUCACAGUACACCUGAACAAGGAGUGGCUAAGCCUGAAAAACAGGAUCACGUUGAAGUUUCAACAUGGCGUUUUGACAAAACUCUGUUGAAAAGUGACUUUGUUUUGGAUUUUUUUUUUUUUAUAUUGAGUCUGAGAGAGUGUAUAUCUGAGCUCAAGAUCUGCACGGGGAAUCAUCAUGUUGAGAAGGAAGAAGUGGUACUGAAUCAAAGGAAAAAGGUCCCUCCUUACAUUUGGAAAGGAGAGAAGAUAAAGUCGCCUCUUAGCUCUCCGAGGAGUUGUCAUGGCAACGGCACCUCAAUUAACUAUUACAACAUUAUCAACAAUAAAUAUAACAACACGGUCACAGGAACAGAUUCUGUAUCAGAGUGCUGGUGCAAUAGUUGCUGCCAUUGUCGUAGGUGUCGUUCUUAUAUUUGCACUGGUGCUAAUUAUACUCAAGAUGUACAACAGGCGUACGAGGACAGAAAGAGAGCUGGGGAUGAAAAGCACCAAAAUCAUUACUAACCCUAGUACUAGAGGUCACAACAGCUCGCUCAGUUUGCCUACAUCUAUAACAUCUGUUCCACCAGAUAUCCACCUUGAGAAUCGAUGAGUUUGAUCUUUACCUCCAUUAUAUGAUGUCUGGACUUUCUUUGUUUAGAAUCCCUGCUCAUUUAGGACUCAGACUUGUGAAUGACGGAACUCCGAUCAACGCAGACAUUUCAAAUGUGAGAAAAAUGGUUUCUGUUAAGAGUCUGCUCUCCACCCUUGCAUUACUAUCAUCGUCAGAAUGUAGACAUGCAGACAACUAUCCCAGCUUGCAUGCAAUCAUUAAGCAACCAGUGUGUAGGACUUGAUAAUGCGUCCGUAAUAUUGUAUGACUCUUAUAUAACGUUGGGAAAUAAUUCUCAUUUCACAAAAUGUUUCUACUUUUCAUUUCUUGAUACAGUGGAUCCUCAUGUCCUCCAUUGGAAUAUGCCGCAAAGACUCAAAGGACACGAUGGAUUCAGUGAGUCAUACUUACUGUAUUCAGCCAGGAUCCUGGAUAGUUAUUGACUUACAGGCUGCUCAGCUCUAGACCUUUAUAUAUCAUAUGUAUUUAUAUUGAUAUGUAGAGAAAGAUAUGUACAGGUCUUUGGACAACAUGAUUUAUGUCUAUCUCAAACUGGCAAUAUAUUUUAUUUUCCUUCACUUUAUUUAAGUCUCCUUCCUUUCUUUACUGUCAUCUACCUCCUAAAUUUACAAACCUCGCUAAAUAGCAUCUGUGAAAGUGUAUUUUUUUAUUAAUAGUUCUGUCCAAAAAAUAAUUUGGUCAACACUGUGAAUGUUCCAUGGGGCUCCAUGACUGAAAGUGGAGGAAUUCAUUGUGAUAAUGCAAACAUGAAUCGUUGCUUGAAGUACUAUUUUAAAGAAGAUGUGGAAUUAUGCGCAGAGUCCUCAAAGGUGGCCUCCACUCAGUGGCGAAGUCUAAGUUAGGACAAAGGAAAAGCAGAUUUUUGUUGACAGUGCUUCAGUAUAAGUGUAAGUUAACAGAGCAUGGUUAUAGGGGUUUUAUUUCUACUUUUACAGAUGAGGGAGGUCAUUUGGGGUUGAUGAUAUUUUUUAACAGAAAGGGUUGAGGGGGUGGGGGGAAAGGACUAUAAUUUUCAGCUCUGGAUCCUUUACAGUCACUUUCCAGCCCUGUUUCUUCAGAAGAUUAGAACUAGGUUUCACUUAAAGGGAAUUGUGUCAAUAUUUUGUGCUAUGGUAUUUUUAUUAGUUUGUGCACUGUCAUUUUGUGUGUUUCUAAAUAUAAGUGAGGGCCCAAUAAUAAAAAGAUCUUCCAAGUGCAAUAAAGAGGCUCUGCUAUCUAAAAUAUGAUCACAUGAAACAUAUAUCUCACAUAGCCUUUGUACCAUCCUUCCAUUUCAGAACAUUUACCGUUUAAUACUUCUUGGCUACUGGUAAUUUGCAAAAUAACCAUUCUCAAACACAAAGACAAGAGAUGGAAACGUGAUAAUUCUACUCUAGAAUAACCGGUUAUAUUUUUCAUUUGUAAAUAGGAACAAUGACCAGUUUAUUUACAUUAUAUUUAUAUUUCAACAAUUGAAAAGUACUGGAAAUGUUCAGCAGCUGAUCUUUUUCUGCUGAUAUACAUAUAUAAGUAUAUCGAAAAAAAAUGUGGAAUGUUAAAUAUUGCUUCCCAGAAACAUAAAGUGAAUGCAUGGAUCUAUUAAUUUAGGUUCCAUUAAGGAUUAUAAUAAAUUAUUAGAAUGAAACAUUUUAA